UGUAGGGAUGAGACUGAAACGAGGAACGACGUCGCACGAUCCGAUAUUCGCGCGACGACGGUGACACGGUAUAUAGACUGCAUGCGGCUCGCAACGAUACACGUAACGCGUCAGGACUUUUGAAUUCGCUUUCCCGUCGAGUAAUCGUGACGUUAAAGUUUGGCGGCACGAGAGGCGUGUUUCCCAGGCUGUGCAACUGUGCGGUGCUAUUCCCGUUUCUCCAUCUUCCGCAUUCCUCGCUCCGAUUGGAGUAUCUUUCUUCGUGUACGAGCGUGUAUCGACGGUUCUGGGAUUAUUGCGCGCAGACGGAUCUGUUUGCCAGAAGAAAAGCCGGAGGCAGCGUCAGAAAUCAUUGCAACUCGGAUACCAGGUGGCCGAAGAUGAACCAAGGGUGAAGUACCAAGAGAGGCGCGUCAUCGACAAAUUUUUCUAGGCGCCCCGAGCUUUCCCGGAGGAUGCAACGAUCGAUUACGCGGUAUCGACCGAGUAUCGGUCGAUAGAUACGUGCCUCGACGUCGGUCGAAUGGCUGGCCAAGCGUUCGGUUCUCGUUGUCCGAGUACUGUCUUCUCGCGGUGCCGGAUGAUACACGAAUAAGCAUGUUUUCUGCACAGUGAGCCAACAACGCUCUCGUCUACCCGUGGACUCGUUGAUCCGUUUCCAGCUGCUUGUUAUCAAAUCCCGGUAGUGUACGGUUGGAGUGAGUCAUCCCGACGUCUUCGCGGAGUUCCUCCCACUCGUCGAUCGUACCACCCACCCGUAUCGCGAACACCGCGCGAUACGAGGAACGACGGGCGACUUAGAAACGCGUCGAGCGUAGUUUUUAAGAAGUUUCGCGGAAGGUGGAUCCAGAGUCGCGGUUAGCGAACGUCGAUCGGAUGUAAAACGGAUGAAGGCAACGCUUCGAGUGGUGGGUCGGUUCCGCGAACGUUGUCCUUGAUCGAAAGGCCCCGGGUCAGCCACGUGCACCGUGUACACGUCCGCGAUUAUUGGUAUCAUGAGUAUCGCGUCGACUUCCCCACCAACAACGGCCACAUGACUUGACGAUCGCCCCCACCCACCGCUGUUCGUCGUUGAGUGAAGGCGGCGACAGUGGCAGUGACGUCACAUAGGGAACGACGAGCACGACGACGACGACGACGGCGGCGACGACGACGACGACAAACGACGACGACGACACCGACGACGACGACGAGGACGUGGACGAGGAAAGAAGAGCAGAUAGUAGUCAACGGCUGUACUGUGGAAGGUACUUAACGAGUGACAUACGCCGCUGGUGGUUCAGUCGGCGGCAGUCAGUCAGUAGGUGCGAGGUGUCCGUUACUGUAUUUUGCCUUUUCUUAUUACGAGCGUUUCGGCGCGUUAGGUUUAUCUCUGCCGUGUGAAUACCGCGGGUGUGUGCUGGUGCCGUUGUUCGUUGUCGUUGUUCUUGUUAUCUUCGUCGCCUCCUCCGCCGAUCGCGGUGGCGGUUUUGGCGGAUAGUGGUGGAUCACAGUGUUGAGUGUGAAACUGGAGCCGUUAGUGGUAGCAGUCGAUGGGAAGAGCUAUCAUGUGCCCGCAGAGGAUUUUUGAACUGGCGAUCGUCGCGCUGGUGACUCUAGGUGGACGGGUGACGGCGUACACGAAUCAGUGGGCGGUGCACAUCGAGGGAGGACCGGAAGAGGCCCAGCAGGUCGCACAGCAGCAUGGCUUUCAGUAUUUGGAUAAGAUAGUCGACGACUGGUACCACAUGGUGCACACAUCGGUGGUGAAGAGGUCCACGGAACCGCAUCUCGGGAUACACCAGAGGCUAAUACAAGACCGCAGGGUGCGUCGUGCAGAACAGCAGCGGGUAAAGUCACGAACGAAACGAGACCUGAUAAUCAAACGCGGCCCGUCCAACCUGCAGACCAUUCUGAAUGACGAAAGGUGGCCCCAAAUGUGGUAUUUGAAUAGGGGGAACGGAUUGGAUAUGAACGUACAGGAAGCUUGGGCGGAUGGAAUUACAGGACGUGGUGUCGUGGUCACGAUUCUCGACGACGGAUUGGAAAAGGAUCAUCCCGAUCUCUGUAGAAAUUACGAUCCGCAAGCUAGCUAUGACGUUAACAAUCACGACGAAGAUCCCAUGCCAAGGUACGAUCUGUUAGACAGUAAUCGACAUGGAACCAGAUGCGCUGGUGAAGUUGCUGCAACUGCUAAUAAUUCUAUCUGCGCUGUCGGCGUCGCGUUUGGAGCUGGCGUGGGUGGGGUGAGAAUGUUGGACGGAGACGUAACCGACGCUGUCGAAGCCAGGUCACUGAGUCUGAAUCCUCAGCACAUCGACAUUUACAGUGCCUCCUGGGGGCCGGAUGACGAUGGAAAAACCGUCGAUGGCCCCGGUGAACUUGCCACUAGAGCUUUCAUCGAAGGAAUCACGAAGGGUCGGAACGGCAAAGGGUCGAUCUUCGUGUGGGCGUCAGGAAACGGAGGCAGGGAUCACGACAACUGCAACUGCGACGGUUAUACGAACAGCAUCUGGACGUUGUCCAUCAGCAGUGCCACGGAGAAUGGUCAGGUGCCUUGGUACAGCGAGGCCUGUUCCUCGACUCUCGCAACCACCUACAGUUCUGGUUCAACCGGUGAGAAGCAAGUAGUGACCACCGACCUGCAUCACUAUUGCACGAGCAGUCACACGGGAACGUCUGCAUCGGCACCGUUGGCCGCCGGCAUCUGCGCCCUUGCCCUCGAGGCGAACAAAGAGUUGACCUGGAGAGACAUGCAACACAUCGUCGUGAGGACAGCGAAACCCGCAAACUUGAAAGCUCCCGACUGGGUAACCAACGGUGUCGGACGAAACGUGAGUCAUAGUUUUGGCUAUGGGUUGAUGGACGCCGCCGCCAUGGUGCGUUUGGCCAGGAGGUGGCGAACAGUACCAGAACAACAUAAAUGCGAGGUUUCAGCGCCACACAUGGGCAGGCCAAUACCACCAAAGAGCCAGUUAAGUCUGGAAUUGCACGUCAAGGAGUGUAGCGGUGUUAAUUUUCUCGAGCACGUGCAGGCGAAGGUAUCUCUGAUGGCCUCCAGAAGAGGAGAUCUUCAGAUACAACUAACAUCUCCACAGGGUACGAAGAGUACUCUGCUUGCAAAAAGGCAACACGACGUCUCGAAGGCUGGUUUCAGUCAAUGGCCAUUUAUGUCGGUUCACACUUGGGGCGAAAGGCCACACGGCACGUGGAAACUUGAAAUCCACAAUGAGGGUCGAUAUCAAGGUCGUGCGACUCUACACGAGUGGGCGUUGAUUUUCUACGGGACGGCGACGCUGCCUGAUCGCACGGAAUACGCGUUGUACAAUCCUGCCAAUGUCAACAUCCCUAGGAGGCCGUUCGUGAAGCCACGGGAGACCGUGUUCUCGAAGGCGCAGAAUUCCCUGACAGGCUCGAAGAGCAAACAGACUCAACACAAGUCCGAGAAAUCUGGGAAUCUCAGUCCGCCGUACGUGGUGAACGCGCAGACCCAAUCGCAGAGGAAGGGGAAGGCGCGUGGUCAGCACAAGAACGGCAAGUCGGCGAACAAACCAACGCCUAAGCCAACCGUGCAAACGUUGAGAGGGUUGACGGCGGUAAGGGGUCCCAGUGUCGCUGGAGAAGUACGCCUGAUCACCUCCAAGCCACGUGGAAGGAGUACACCGAGUCCGAUCACUACUACCACGGUCGUCCAAACAAGACCCACCACCGUCCCUCCCACCACUAGAACGACGAGCAGACAAAGACUCGUCGAAAUAGUGACCGUGUCGUCCCUUCAGACGGGCCUGAUCCUCUUGGAGCCACCAGCGAAGCCCAUCAUUGAAAACGUACCCAAGAUCUUUCAACAGUAUCACAAGAUUCAGAAACUCUACCCUCUCUAUCCUAUAUUCUCCGGCGUGCGUGGGACCGGACAACACGCGACCAGGGCGAAGGGUUUGGACUUGCUGCAAGACGAGCAAAUGUUGGACUCGAAGAACACGGACAACGACAAUUUAGAGGAAUUCAGGCUAGUGUUCUACGGCACGGAGACGUCCCUGGAGUUCAGCGACGACCUGGACAAGGACAAGCCAGGACCUCCGGUGAAUCACCAGGAGGCUGCCCAGGAAAAUACGGCGAUCGGGGCGAGGCACAACGCGGUGGACACGGACGGCGAUCCUUGGACGGAUAGCCAGCAGGUAGAGCGCGUCUCUCAUCCAGAGGUACAAAAACCGACCACCGAGAACCAGAUGAGCGGUUGCAGUUCCGUGGACGCUGCUAGUGGCAGGUGCCUAGAGUGUAAGCCGAACUGGUACCGCUACAAUGGCCUUUGCGUGUACGAGUGUCCGACGACGACUUAUGGCGUAUCCGACGAGACAAAGGCGGUCUGUGCCCCUUGUCACUACUCCUGUCUAACUUGUUCGGGACCUUCAGACGCCGAGUGUGUCACUUGCCACGAAGAUUCCGAGUUUUCGAGUUUCAACGACUCCCAGUGCAUCCUGAAGGAAUUCUCGUGGACGAUGCAGUCGACCAUCUGGUUCUACAGGAUGUCGAUUCUGUUCUCUAUCAAUCUCGCCGUGCUCAUGGUGGCCGCGAUUUAUAUGGCUGUCAAUUGGUUGUCGCGUAAUAGGAACUCGGUGGUGUACAGUUACAGCAAGGUACCCCAUUCGAGCAACGGCGACGCGCAGAAGAACAUCGACAGGAUCCAGGGAAGUGAUUGUCCCUCUGACAGCGAUUAAAAAGGACGAAUUCGGAUACGAUCGAUACCAUCCGUGUUAUUUCAAAGACGGACUAUUGAUACGCGAGGCGAGCAACGACAGAUCUUACGGGCUGAACGUUCGAAAGAAAAUAUACUUCCGCGAUUUUCGACACGGUGACCCGUGUCAGGAAGUCAAGGAAUUCUAGUAAAUAUUUUAAUAUCGCGCGUAAAUGCAUUUAUAAUAUUUCGAAGUGACGAUAAUGCUCAAGAGUAUGCCGCCCUUUAUCUUAAUACAUUCCAACUGGCGAUCGUAAAUUAAGUUGUUAGUUUCUUUGCCAGUGAAGAUUACAAGUGCGCAGAGACUGUGUGAUACAGUGUGAGUAAACGUGAAAAGGAAUCGAUGGUUGUUGAAGCAACGCAGAGGUAAAUUUUAAUCUCGUUUACGCUUAAUGAACUAUCGCGGAAGCAGACUCGGCGUUUUUUCUGAUUUUUAUUUUUGCCCGAUAGCAUCAAAUUAUUUAACCGAGACGUUUAAAUUUAAAAAUCUUUCAGGUAACCGUUAACUUAUCAAAAUCCUUAUCGCGACGAGUAAUUGUGAUACAAAGUAAUUGCAUCGCGAUGCAAAUACGCUUACUAAGUUUUCAUUCACCCGGCUAAGUAAUCGAUAAAUACGCGUAGCCGAUAUCUGGUCACCGUUAUAAAGAAACAAUUAACUAUAGUUGAAGUAUUCUGUGCUCUUCGUUAAUCAAAACUAGAAUAAUCUUAUCAGCGCAACUGAUUGUAACGAUUUGCAUUGCAUCCGAGUUCCUAGCUAUACCAAGCACAUUGUAAUUUGUACACCAGUGAAAGUACUAUAUAUUAUUUAUGUAAAUUACGUUAACAUGUGAAAUAUAAUAAAGUAUGACAGUGUUUUCAAACAGUCACAGAUUAUUAAAGUUACGUAACUGUCCUCGUGCGCAAUA
Messenger RNA from Colletes gigas, 5616 nucleotides. Its product is annotated as furin-like protease 1, isoforms 1/1-X/2. Gene Ontology annotation, molecular function: serine-type endopeptidase activity. Gene Ontology annotation, biological process: peptide hormone processing. The transcript has 13 exons. The record is from RefSeq and is a predicted model, not a curated record. NCBI's taxonomy places the organism in Eukaryota, Metazoa, Arthropoda, Insecta, Hymenoptera, Colletidae. Gene Ontology annotation, cellular component: trans-Golgi network; Golgi membrane. The coding region runs from base 1533 to 4694 and encodes 1053 amino acids.